AGAGGUAGAGGUAGUCCAUCGUAUGUAUGGAAUUAUUCGUGCAUCGAAUCCCUUCCACUUCCGUACCCUUUGUUCUUGAAAAGUAAAAAGUCUUAUGGGGACAGAAAAAGGCAGACGAAAGUCUACCUCUGUGCCUCAACAAGAGAGUAAAGUGAAUGGCUAGAAUUGAUGAUUACAGCGAAUGACCGAUCCCUCUACUAAGAUCAAAACCCAACCACUUAGUUGAUUUUCACAGGCUCUGCGAAGUAGACGAAGAACAUCAGGAAGGGUUCAAUGGGUCGGGUUCUCUCCGGCGUAAUCAGAUGUAUAUGUGGUGAAGUAGACGAUGAAAAUCCAAGUGAGUCAUCCCAUCAAGUUUUUCUGGCAAGUCAGGUAUCAAGCAAUAAUAGUUGUCCAUUGCUUCAACCCCCACUGUUUUCUCCACCCUCCAUUGACUCUUGCAGUGAUUCAUGUCCGGUUCUUACAUUGAACCCUCCAUUUAUUGUAAGCAUACAUGGGGAUUCAAUCACAAACGAUGCUUUCUAUGAUCAAAAGCAGCUAGAUUUUCGACGGUGCUUGGACGACUCACACAGUGACCCAAGCACAAAUGGUGUAUUUUUCCAAGUUCUUAGUUCAGCACCAAGCUCUGUGACACUGAGCGAUUCACCAGGAUUAAUUGAGUCACUGAGCGACUCAAGCGAACUAGGGUUUUUGAGCAGAAAUUAUUGGAAUGCUAUGGCAAACAUCCAGAACUUAAGGAGUAGAGGGUGCAAGGUCAUGCAUGGAGUAGAUGCUACUGAAAUGGCAAACAAUUUCUUGUUCAAGGGAGAGAUAUUUGAUCGCAUAAUCUUCAAUUUCCCUCUUGCUGGCUUCUUCCCGAAUGAAUCACGCGAAGCCCAGCAAAGCCGACACAAAAGACUUGUAGGCCUGUUUCUGGAAAAUGCUAGUGAGAUGAUCAGCGAAAAUGGUGAAAUUCACAUUGCCCACAAGUCAAAUGGCUUCUUCCGUGAAUGGAACUUACCACUUUUGGCAUCUAAAUGCGGCCUUCUACUUAUAGAAGAGCAGCAUUUCGAUUUCGCCGAUUAUCCAGGAUACAGAACCAAAUACGGGUUUGGUGGCAACAGAAAUUUUCACAGCUAUCCUAGCAAAAUUUACAAAUUUGGACUUUGGAACUGCCAAAAAUUCAGCUUGUAAGCUAGCUGCAGAAUUAUGAUAUGACUUGCUGCAAGUUUCUAUGAUGAAAUGGUGUUAAUGAUAGGUUACAUUAUACUCGAGAACAUCGGGGGAAUUGUCUCCUGGUUGUAUGAUAUUGCUAUUCCCUCAUACCAACCACAACACAACAUAAUGAAACCAUAUAAUUUUGG
Messenger RNA from Ilex paraguariensis (yerba mate), 1343 nucleotides. The record is from the annotation of a GenBank genome assembly. Lineage: Eukaryota; Viridiplantae; Streptophyta; Magnoliopsida; Aquifoliales; Aquifoliaceae.